AUGAGUGAGCUGGCGAACCUUAUCUUACGCCGGGGCCAGCUAAAAGGCCAAUUAACUCGCACAGCAAAUUACAUCUGUGAUAAUAAAGGUAGUCCAGAUAUCGAUCAAAUUACGGUAAUAUUGGAAAAGACCACAGAAACAUGGCAUGAAUUUCAACAAGUUCAGGCGCAAAUUGAAGAAGAAGAAACCGAGAUAACUAAUGAGAGCGAGAAAUACCGUAGCGAGUUCGAGGAGUUGUAUUAUGAUAACGUAGCUAAAUGCAAUAAAAUAAUUAGAGCAGCGUCGCCAGGCGUUAAUUCAAAUCCGUCUAAUCGGACUUCGAACAAAUCCAGCAACGACGAAGCAAAUGGUCAUGCAAGCCUACAGCCCGUACAGUCGGCAAUCAAGUUAGCUGCUAUCGAGAUACCAAGGUUUACAGGAGUGUAUACAGAGUGGGCCGCAUUCUACGAUAUAUAUAUGGCGUUAAUACACGAAAAUAAAUCGAUGAGCGACAUUCAAAAAUUUUUUUAUUUACGAUCGUGUCUCAGUGGAGAUGCGGAAAAGGUUAUACAUUGUCUGCAAACUACGGCGGAAAAUUAUCAAGUAGCAUGGACAAGUUUAAUCAGGAGGUACGACAACAAAAGGGUGUUGAUCCAGGUACGCGUGAAAGCGUUAUUUGAUCUAGAGCCACUGAAAAAAGAGUCGGCAGUACAUUUGCGUACGCUAAUUGACACGGUGUCCGGUCAUUUAAAAGCGCUUCAGUCUUUAGGACAAACUCCGGACAGUUGGGGCCCAUUGUUAUCUCAUUUAAUAACGUCAAAACUGGAUGCAAACACGAGACGAACAUGGGAAAGCGAAGCGACCAAGAUGGAAGAUUUCAGAGUGCCGAUACUAAUAGACUUUUUAAAAUCCCGUUUUCGAAUUUUGGAGGCGAUAGAAUCAAAUAAAAACAUGAAUACGCAGGUACCAACAGACAUUCCAAAGUUCAAGAAAUCAGGGGACAGGUCUUCAUCAUUUACAACUACCACAUCUUUCAGAUGUUAUAAUUGCAAUGGCUCACACUCAAUUUAUAAAUGUACCAAAUUUCUAGCACUCACAAUACUAGAGAGAAUAAAAAGAACUAAUGACUUAUAA
This is a messenger RNA of Macrosiphum euphorbiae (potato aphid), 1113 nucleotides long. Lineage: Eukaryota; Metazoa; Arthropoda; Insecta; Hemiptera; Aphididae. The record is from the annotation of a GenBank genome assembly.